This is a messenger RNA of Pseudozyma hubeiensis SY62, 4089 nucleotides long. RefSeq lists its product as hypothetical. Gene Ontology annotation, cellular component: cytoplasm. The record is from RefSeq and is a predicted model, not a curated record. Gene Ontology annotation, biological process: tRNA wobble position uridine thiolation; protein urmylation. NCBI's taxonomy places the organism in Eukaryota, Fungi, Basidiomycota, Ustilaginomycetes, Ustilaginales, Ustilaginaceae. Bases 1 to 4089 code for a protein of 1362 amino acids. Gene Ontology annotation, molecular function: nucleotidyltransferase activity; URM1 activating enzyme activity; thiosulfate-cyanide sulfurtransferase activity. The transcript has a single exon.
AUGGCAGGAGAGGACCCUUUCUCGGCUCUCGCCAAAGUGUUGUUCUGCAGUCCAAACGCGCCGCGUGACAGCUCCACUUUUCCCUUCGGGAGGUCUGAAAUUUUUGGGCCGCCUUCAGGGGGGCACGGACACUCGGAAGCACAUCCUUUGGCUGUGACGUUCGCCGUUGAACCGGAACAACAACAGCACUCUCAUCACAUCAACACGACCACGCCGAAGCAGAGCACUUUACGGUUCACCCUUGACGAGCUCAGCAGUGCUGCUGUCUGCGAAAGGCGGCGAUGCACGCUAGUCGGCAAAGUUGAAGAAAUCGCACUGCAUAGCCCGCACGUUUCGGGUGACCCGCGACCUGGACGAGGCUUUGACGGAAUGAGCGACCCUCUGACCGCCACGAUCUCGGCUCUGCCUGCUCGAAGAAGCCAGCCGAGUUCAAAUACGGGCACUUCUGAUGCUUCCUUGAGCUCAAGAUGGGCCUCGCUCUUGAGAGGAAGCGCUACCUCACCUAUGGAAACACUCCGGGCUCGCGGUGUCGACGGCAAGAUCGCAACCGACAACGAUGCAGCCCUCCGAUGGUUGCAGUGGAAGAUGUACCUCGUCGCGGAUCUCUCCCACAUUCCUUCUUCCUGGAAUGCCGUCCAGCAACGCGACAGAGAAGCAUACAACGAGCUGCGCUGCCGUCUACUUCGUGCUCCAGAUGGCAACUAUCCGCCCGAGGUUGGCUUCGACGGCACCCACACCAGCCUCGACUCUUCGUCCUCACAUUCAUCAUCAGACUCUAUCGCUUCUCAAAGCAGGUCCUCUGUGGUCAACGACCUUGCCGUCAACAAUCCGCUCAGUCUCGACGACUCGAAUCCUUGGAAGGCUUACUACACGACGCUAGAGACAAGAAGGGUCAUCCUCCAAGACGUCGAACGGACGUUUCCCGAUCUCGAACUCUUCCGUCAAGCCCGCGUUCAGCAGUCUCUGACCAACAUUCUCUUCUUGUGGUGCCUCGAGAACGACGAUGUGGGCUAUAGACAGGGCAUGCACGAGCUAGCAGCUGUCCUUUGGAAGGUCCGAGCCGAAGCCGCUGUCGACUAUACAAGCCGCACAGCUGUCUCUUCCUCCCAAGCUUUGGCACAAAGCACAGUCGAAAGCGCAUUCGAACAUGCGCUUGCGCGCGUCUUUGUCGAACACGACGUCUACACGCUGUUCCGCGCUUUGAUGAGAAGCGCCAAAGCGUGGUACGUCUGGCGUGAUGUCUCUCAUCGGCCACUUCCGAUCGUCGCAAAGUGCGAACACGUCCUCGAGCUCUUACGGCACAUCGACCCGGCCUUGGCUCAGCAUCUGGGCAGUCUCGGCAUCGAACCUCAGAUCUUUUGCCUUCGAUGGAUCCGCAUGAUCUUCACACGCGAAUUUGUGCUGGAAGAUGCGCUCGCCAUCUGGGACGGUCUCUUUGCUUCCGGGAAUUCUCUGGAUCUCGUCGAUUAUAUCUGCAUUGCCAUGCUUCUUCGCAUCCGCAACCAGCUGCUCGCAGGCGACCACAGUUCCGCCUUGCAGAGUCUGUUGCGAUACCCCGCCGAAGCACAGGUGCAACCCAGCCUUCUGGUCAAGCAGGCCAUCUUCUUGCGAGAUAACGGACGACAGCCCAGCACAGGUGUCGCUGUCGUGAUGCAGAAUCGCGACCUCCUGGGCAUCCACGUGCGCUCCGUCGACGAUCAUGGCGAAAGCAAUGGCGUACAACGUUCUGAAAGCACCUCGCCGUCAAAUCGGUACAGCGCGCAAAAAUUUGCCACGGUCGGCAGGUCCCCUUCCGCGAGUGGUUCCAGACCGUCUCCGUGGGCUCGCUUGUCAAACCAAGCGACGGCCAACAGUACACCGAACAGUACACCUACAGGUCAGCACCGCAGUAGACCCGAUCCAAGACGCUGGCAGUCGGCUGUCACACCUGCAGAUCCCUUGGGCGCAUCCUCGGACCCUGUACGAAAUGCCGAUGUCAACGGACCGAGAGCUUUUGGCAUAAAUCCAUCCUCUUAUCUCCCGGAAGGCAUAGGCGACCUGGCCAAAGGAUGGUACGAACGUGCAGAGCUUCCGCAAGGCCUGAACAGCGCGCUAGCCAAUGUCUCUAGGACGGUCGCAGCUGCGGCUGCGGCCGGUGUCGCCGGAGCAUACGGCACGAACAAGACAGAGUCUUCUGGAUUCCCCUCUGGAUUCGAACAGGCCUUCAACGAACAGACUGGCGGACGGGGAGGAGCAUCGCCCAGCACUGUUGGACAUGCAGCGUCGGCUGGAGCCAAAUCAAGGCCGUCGAUCGAUGUUGCAGCAGAGCCGACAUCCCCGUCAGCCCAGCGUCCAGCCGCACAGCUAUCUGAGCCGCUCCGCAAAGUCACCGCUGCCAACAAGGCCAUCGGCUCUGCUCUCUCAGCCUGCAUCGAGGUCUUGGAGCAGAGCUGGCUCGACCGAAGCGCGAUCGUGCACACAAAGCCCUCGGACGACCUCGAGCAAAGUGACCUCAACACGCUCAUGAGCUUCACCGCGCUCAAGCACAUUCGUGACGUCCUCGAGGGUACCGCUACUGAGUUCGAUCCUGCAACGCUGCCAGCGCCUGUCCUACAACGCGUACAUCCGCAAGAUCGAGUGCCACCCAAUGCGAUCGAAAAUGUCGUCAAGCAGAAAGGGGAGCGGGACAUCCAAGUUCCGACUUCAGCGAAGCCGGAAACGCCUUCUACAGCCGGGGUUGCCGUUCCGCAACGGAAGACGACUUCACCGCUACCCAUGUCGCUCCCCGAGUACGCGCGGUAUGGCCGUCAGAUGAUCCUGCCCGACUUUGGUCUUCCAGCUCAACUGCGUCUCCGCGAUGCGAAAGUCCUCGUCGUUGGAGCUGGUGGGCUCGGCUGCCCUGCCGUCCAGUAUCUUGCCGCUGCCGGCGUGGGACAGAUCUCCAUCCUUGACCACGACGUGGUCGAGCCCUCCAAUCUGGCCCGCCAGAUCCUGCAUAGCGACGCCACCGUGGGUAUGCACAAAGCAGUCUCUGCCGCCAAAGCAGCGGAGCAGAUCAACCCCUACAUCAAUGCGGUGCCGCUGUCCGAGGCAAUCAGCGCAGCUAAUGCACGUCAGAUGAUGCGUGGUCACGAUCUUGUCUUGGACUGCACAGACAAUCCGCUGACCCGAUAUCUCAUCUCAGACGCAGCUGUGCUGGAAUGUGUUCAAGUCGUGUCCGGCGCAGCUCAGGGAUACGAUGGCCAGCUAGUCGUACUGCAUAAGCGCAUCAAGGCUGAGUUCGCCGGUCCAAAGGCCUCUGCGACGAGCGGUGUGCAUCGCGGUCCGUGCUACCGCUGCAUCUUCCCCAAAGCGCCUCGGCCAGACGAAGUCACCAAUUGCGAGGAUGGAGGAGUGCUCGGUGGCGUCACCGGCUUGGUCGGGACGAUGCAAGCCCUGGAGGCGGUCAAGAUUCUCGCAGGGAUCGGAGAAGACACUCCACCCAUGCUGACCCUCGUAUCUCCGCUCACGGCGACACCCUUCCGAUGUGUCAGGAUCCGACCGCGUCGUGUCGCCUCCUGUCGAUCUUGUGGCGACCCAGCGCAAGUUCCUGAGCCGAUGAUCUCCAACCUCGAGACAGAAGACUACGUCUCGUUCUGCGGUCUCAAUGGUCCUCCCUCGAACGGAGCUGCGAUCGCAAGGACAGCCGCCGGAUCGAUGGCUCCAUCGGCUUUGAUCGUAGACGUGCGACCAGCGGUCGAGUAUGGCAUCACAAAGCUAGACGGCUCGCUCAACAUUCCCAUCCAGAGAUUGCUCAAGAAUCCAGGCGAUGCAUGGGACAAGAUUCGAGAAGCUCAACAUCGGACAUCGUCCAGAGACGUCCUGGUGGUUUGCAAAAAGGGAAACGACUCGCAGCUGGCUGUUCGGUCGCUCACAGAGCAUCAAAAGCAGCUUGCGGAGCGGGCUGAACGGGAAGCGAGAGAGGCCAAAGCAGCGCCAUCCGACCCUCUGCAAGGAUUCGCCAACACGGGCGAGCGGAAGCAAGCCGUCACAGCCCUGCAGAUCUCCGACCUCAUCGGCGGUCUGCGUGCUUACAGCAAGGAGAAAGACCCGACCUUUCCCAUCUACUGA